Molecule: messenger RNA, 7086 nt
Organism: Ceratitis capitata (Mediterranean fruit fly)
Lineage: Eukaryota; Metazoa; Arthropoda; Insecta; Diptera; Tephritidae
Gene: rudhira
Exons: 8
Coding region: 446-6331 (1961 amino acids)
Biological process (GO): response to starvation; autophagy
Cellular component (GO): cytoplasm
Molecular function (GO): protein binding
Source: RefSeq, a predicted model, not a curated record
UUGUAACAAAUAUUUUAUUUUGUAAAAUUUUCUGGCAACACUUUCGUAAUUCAUUCGAAAGUAAAUACUGUUUGCUCUAUGAAUAGAGAAGUGAGAUGAAAAUAUUAACAAAGGAAACCACAAACAGUGAAUAUAGCAGAAAAUAUUCGAUUUCGUAAUUUUUCUUUGUUUGUGCUUGAAUAAAACGCAAACAAAUACGCAUUUUUCUGUUAGAUAUUCAAAUAUUUAAAUACUCUCAAUAGACAAAUAUAAUAAGAACAGUACUAAACAUUGAGUGAUAUUUAAAACAAUUUUCAAAUUUUAGAAGAGCGUAAGAUCGUCUCUGACCAAUUAAAAUACAAGGAAAAUAAGCAAUAAGUUUAAUACACAUUGCGUUUGGAAUUAAACUGUUUUGCUGUUUGGUGCGAUCUUAAGCACUACGUCGGCAGAAUAUUUUAAAGGGAACAUGUCUGCAGACUCACCACGACGCCAGUCGCGAGGUAUAACUGCACCUGCGAUUGUACCCCCCCAAGUUGUGAGUGAUCGGUCUAUAUUGGACUCGGCAUUUGGAUUUAUAAGCGACGUGACAUUGGUUACUCAUCAGUCUCAUACAGAACCGAAAGAUACUAUAAUUUGGGCACGAUUUGAGACAGCUGCUGAUAUAAGCGAUCCAUGCUUCGGAGUAGACUGGGAAAUAGAGGGCAAUGUGGCGCCACCCUUGCUUUUACUUCUCGGCUAUGGACUUGGUGUUCAAGUAUGGGCUAUACCCGCCAAUGGCGAAGCAGUCGAAGUGCUCUCAUGGCGUCACGGUGUUGUCUCAACCCUGCGCAUUCUACCGACACCUACCCAGACAAGAUCAGCGAAUGAGCAUGGGCGUGCUGAUGAGAAAAUAGAUAUAUAUGCAGAUAAACGUCCCAUUAUUGCGUUGGUGGAUAGUAGUACAGCUUGUACUCAGAUGCAAUUUUGCACCAUGAAUUUUGUCUCGCUGAAAACUGGAAAACAAAUAAAGACGAUUAAAUUCAAGAAUCCAGUCCUGGAUAUAUUUGCAAACCGUUCAUCUGUAGUUGUUGUAUUCCACGAACGUAUAGCAGUUUUUGAUGCAAGUACUCUGGAGGAUCGACUGUCAAUAACUACAUGUUAUCCGAGUCCAGGCAUCAAUCCAAACCCAGUAGCUCUUGGACAACGUUGGCUUGCAUAUGCUGAGCAAAGGUUGAUUCCUUCCAAGCGCAGCGGUGGUGGUUGGGAUGGCGAGGGUAUAGCCAGUUAUACGGCCACUGUGUUGAACGCAGCAAAAUCUUUUGGUAAAGGGUUGAGAGAAUUGGGUGAACAAGUGGCUGCAGGUCUAACUGGAACAUCUAGCAGUGGCAGUAUAUCAAAAAACAAUAGUUUCGAUUCCAAUAGCGGUAUUGAGGCGAAACAAGCAGGCAUUGUUACGAUAAUGGAUAUAGAGCAGAAACAUGUAAAAGAGUAUAGUCCUACGACAGUAACACCCGCCAGUGGCGUUAUUGGUGACGAAUCAAUCAUAGCACACUUUAUCGCCCAUUCAGAAGCUAUUGUUGCUAUGGAAUUUGAUAAUUCCGGCAUGUUGUUAUUGACUGCCGAUCGGCGUGGUCAUGAUUUUCACGUUUUUCGUGUUCAACCUCACCCCGUAAGCCCCAGUUUAUCAGCGGUACAUCAUUUAUAUGUGUUACACAGGGGCGAUACAAGUGCAAAAGUGCAAAAUAUUACAUUUUCAUUGGAUUCACGCUGGGUGGCGAUUUCAACUUUGAGAGGAACUACUCAUGUUUUUCCUAUAACACCGUACGGUGGACCAAUGGGAGUUCGAACACAUACGUCGUUGCAUGUUGUUAACAAGUUAUCAAGGUUCCAUCGUUCGGCCGGCUUAUCAGCAGAAGGGCGUUCAAAUUCUCCAAUCUCGCACUCGGAUAGCACUUCUUUUAUGCAGUCUCUGCAACCUUAUCAUAAUACGACUUUACCACCAUUUCCACGUCCCACAGUUGUUUUACCUUUAGCACAACUUCGUCAGCCGUUUGCACUUGGUUCUCCGCCAGGGUCUGCCGGUCUUGUUAUGCCCAGUAAGAUUGGUGUAAAUACAAAUACACCGAAUGCUACACAACGUCAAAGACACUCUUCCUUAUCAGAUGACAAUGGGAAGCCCUUGAGUGUGUGUGCUAUAUUUGCAAAAUCACGUUCUUGGUUACUUGAACCGCCGAAUAUAACUCGGGAAGCAUCUCAUCGUGUGCAACGAAAAUCAGUGGAUUCUCUUUUUGUAAUGGCUGGGCACGGUGCUCUUAUUCAAUACGAUUUGGAUACAAAACUCGCUUCAAAUAUUGCCAAAGAUAAAAUUUGUGAUGAUACGCCAAUUGAGCUAGAAGUCGAAGCUAAAGCCCAAUGGAAUCUUGGUAGGCGAAGGGAUGGAUCUCAUGAGUUGGCUCCACCUUUAGAAAAGGAUAAUUGGCUGCUAAGAGAUAGAAAUUCUUGCUUACUAGAUAGUUUGCGUCAAUACGAUGAUUUGGAAGAAAAAUCUGAAAGUUGGGUAUCACAGGUUGAAAUAAUAACACAUGCCGGACCGCAUCGCCGUCUAUGGAUGGGGCCCCAAUGUGUAUUCAAAACAUAUAAUACUCCCAGCGGAUCCAAUUUAAAUCACGUUGAUGUUGAAGCCGUUGAAAUUGGAGUAUCCAAGCCCGCAUCUGCAGCCUCUACUCCGAGGUCACAUCCGUUAAGUAUGCCAGUAACUGCGGCUGCACGUUGCGCCCUGCCGGUGCUAAUCGAAUCGGGCUCUUACAGUAGUAUAGAGCAAAGCCCCAAAUUAAUGGAUCGAUUUCGUCACGAGCACUUGGAUUCUGAUUUCGCAAUGGCACAUGGUGAUUCUCGACUAAAGGAGGACUUGGCUGAUGCUAUGCGUGAAUCUCCCUCUGUCUCAGAGGCUCAAAAAAUUACUUGUCGAUUAGCUUCUGAGGUUGCCUCGUUUGAUAAUGUUUCCUUCUACGAUGCCCGCACAGAUCCAGAUAUUGGUGAUGAUGAUACCGAUUUCAGCCUGAAGUCCAUGCUCUCUAAUCCCUCCUCUCUCGGUUCGGCAUCAGAAACAGUGACGACAAUGAGUGAUUGGAAUUUAGUUUCUGAUGUCGAGGCCGAAAAAUGUAAAAAACCUCAGCUUUUUUCAAAUGCGUUAAGAAAACAUUCUGAAUUUCCAAAAUCUUCCACUCCUUCAGUAGAAAAAGUGGUAAACCCUCUGGGAACUGUAACAACUAUUAUUUCAGGCAAUUCAACCGAGAUGAAAAGAGAUAUUCUGGAUGAAGUGGCUUCACAAUUAGCUGCUGAAGAAAUUGUUAUACAUGAAAAUUGUGAUGAGUCUCUGUUUCGUCCGGUUGUGACAAUAUUUUGCGAUGAUAAGAAACUUAAAAGAGCUGGAAAGCAAGAAGCGCUUUAUAACGAAGAAUUUUGCAAGCCUCCUGAGCCUAUAAAGGAUAAACUUAUUGUACCGGUUAUAGCAAAAGAAAUAGAUGCGGCACUAAGCAAAAAAGAGAAGGACCAGAAUAGUGGUAAAGUAAAAACGAAAAACUUCUCGAAAUUAAGCAAGCCAACAGCGCAAAGUAAGAAGCCAACUCAAGAAACUUUAAACCACAAUGCAAACAAAAUGCAAGAUAAAAUCAAAUGCGACCCAGAUCAAACGCUAAAAACUUUUCCCGAAAACAACAAAAGUGCUGGUACGGAAAAAACGGACCUAACUGAAAAUAAAAUAGGUAGUGUUAAGACCAAAAAACACGUAAAAAAAAUGCCAACAUCCGAUGAAGAGCCAAUUGAAUUUAAACGAAUGACACCUUUGCCUAUAACAAAAACUCGAAAUCAGCAAUCACUUGUAGUUGGUGGUGAAUGCAGCAAAUUUGAAUCAUCAGAAGACUUACCCAUAACGGAAUGCAAGGACCCACCUUCACUCGGAUUAAGAAAAGCUUUUAAAAAAGAAAUGUCUUACAAAGAAGAUAACAUUCAAAGUAAAUCAGAAGAUAGAUCUUUAGAUGAAAAAAGUGAUGAAUUUCCAACCCAUGAAAAUGAAGUCCAGAACAUAAGCCUUUCACCAAACGUUAUACAAUCAAAGGAAUCUAUAGAAAAACCCGAACAUAGCUCUUCUGUAAUGAAUAGUGAGAACAUUUGUAAAGAGAUGAAAAGCUUAUGUUUAUUAAGUAACGAAAUAAAAGGUGGAGAAGUUGAUUCGGAAUUGGAAAUUAAGACAGCUUUUAUAAAGAAGCCAUGCGAUAAAGAAGACAACAACGAAGCUUCGACAAAAAAGAUGCAGACAAGCUCAAACAAAAAUAUUAAUAUAAAUGAUAUAACGGAAUCACCAAAAUCCAAAGCAUCCAAAUCAAUAGACUUGGACAAGGUGAAAAAACAAAAUAACUCACCAACAAUCAAAAGCCCAGAAAUAAAAGUAUCACAAAUUGUGAAUAAUAAAUCAAAUGAAAUAAAAAAAUCAGAUGUUAAACAAUGCUCUGUACUACGGCCGUCAGCGGAGAAAGAAUUUUUACAAGAGCAAGGGGGAAUAAAAAAAAUUACUCAAUCAGAAUGCUGCCAAGAAGGGAAAGGAGUUAUUGAAAGUAAAAUUACUAAAGUUGAAGAUAGCAAGGUUAAGAUUUCAAAAACGAAAUCUUCAUCUGAUUAUGUUUUUGAGGCGACUUUGAAAGAAACAACUCCAAUAAUCUCAAAGGAAUCUGCCAAAAAUUUUGAGGCAAUCGGUGCUGAAAGAACCGAACAAAAAACUUAUUCUACCUAUCUGAAGGAUGUAAUGGAAAUAAAAGAAUGUAUGCAAUCAAACUCAGAAAAUUGUGAAAAUUUGCGAGUUUCAAGCCCAAAAAAUUCAGUAUGGAGGACAGCGAAUAUUGAAGACCGUCUAGAAUCAAUUAAAUCGAUCGACAAUUAUCCAAGCUUGGGAACAACAGGUAAAUCCAAGAAAAGUCUUAAAACCAAAGAAGUUGUAACUGAACAGAAGAUAAGCAUAGAUGCAGACUCGUAUACCGAACAAAAACCUUGCGUAAAUUACUCAAGUUUAGGAGCAAUCAGUAAAACUAAAAAAUCUGCCAUUAAUGAAAAUUCGUAUUCCAAACUGAAACUGAAACUGAUUGAAAACAUCCAAUGUACGGAAAUGAGUGGUAAAACCAAUGAUAAAAAAGGUAUUGCAGAGCAAAGCAAAGGUAAACAGAAAGCUCUUGAAAAACUCGAUACUGGAUUAAAAUCCGAUGAAAACAAAUAUAUAGAGGGAAAGUGGGCAUCAUCUUUCGAUGGACUUUCUUCAUUGCAACCGCUGGAAACAUUGCCUCCGCUACCUACCUUGGACCACUUAGAUAUGCAUUCAUACAGUGCAUUCUUAAAAGAAAAAGAAAAUAAAUCAUCAAAAAAGACCAAAGAUAAUACCAAUGAACAAUUCAGUUUGAUUAACUUUGAUAGUCCGUUACAAGAAGAUCCGAGACAAGACCACAGAGUUAUUUCACCAUCAGGAAGACUUAGUGAACAAAAUAUAAUUUUUGCUUUAUGUGGGUCGCUGCACUAUGAAAAUGAGGACUAUGAAGAUAAAUCUAUGGAUUAUGAAACAACAUCCAAAUCUGAGUUAAGAGAACAACCAAUGCCGGAAUAUAAAUUACUCAACGAGAAUGAAGAGCAAUAUUUGAGUUUAGAGCAUAGUUCUCAAGAAACCAACACAACCAAUACAGUUACAACCAAUGAAAAGUCAUCUAGCUCGGCAAAUUCUUCAACAUCCGAGGAAAUAGUUAUUAUUGAAGAGAAAAAAUUAAGCAAGAAACAGAGACGAAAAAGGCAAACAUUAGAAGGAAAACAUCAGAUCGAGGAAGCUGUUGGUUGCAACGAUGACGAAGAGUUAUGUCCACUAAUUGGUGUAACAAAACCAAGUUCGGAAAUCGAAGGAUCCUCUUCGUUGCCUACUUUUAAUAACAUAAAUGUUCACAUGCUAAACGACAAUAUCGUUUUAAGACCCGAUUUAGUUGCUCGCUCAUCUCCAACUACAACUACAGAUAGUGAAGGACCCAUCCCAGCUACUACUUCGGAUGAAAAUAUUUUCAUUUUACCAACAAAUGUGGCUAACAAUAAUGCUCCCACAAAACUGAAAACAAAAAGACUAGAACAUAAAAUUAAUCUUAUGGCCGCAAUAGAUGCUGCAACAUCGUCUUCUACAUCUUCCGCCGAAGAAGGCAAUGUGGAAGCAGAUAGCCGCAAAGCCGGGUCCGAUCAAGAACUGCCAUCUCUUGGUGCAAGCAUAUCGCCAGUCCAAAUAAUUUCAACCAAUGUAAAUUUGGUUACACCGUCAUGUACAACAAAGAAGAAAACCAAGCGACGCAAGAGAUAAGAAUUAGUUCUCGCUCUACUUUGUAUUUUAUGUGUAGUCAUUACAUAUUAUCUCUAUAACGCAUACUACGCUGCUAAUGGGGGUAGUGAAAGAAUUUUCGUCAAAAGUUAAUAUAGUAAUUAUUAUGCAUGCAUGUAUGCAUAUACGUAUGUAAAACAACCAAUUGUAAAUAUAACUAAGAAUAAAAUUAUUAAAAAUAUGUUUGUAUUGUAUUAAUAGCGAGGUUAACUGCUGUCACUUGGUAAAUAUAUGAAUAUCAUAAUGCAUGUGCUACAAUAUGUUCUGAGUUGUAACAAUAUAACGAUUGGGAUCGUACAAAACAUAUGUAAACAUAAUAUAACAAAAAGAAAAGUAUUUAUUUUGGUUGAUAAGAAUCGGAGAUUAUUGCAAAUAUUGUAAAAUCUCUACUCACCUCUCUGAGGAUGGUUCGAACUUGUGGGUUUCGUGAACACUUUUCGUUUACUUAGAUAUCGGUUAUGUUUGGUUUGAGAAUCAAAUCCAUUUAUAACCUGUUCGUUAUGUUUAAACCAGUCGCCCACAUCUUUCUUUAAUAAUAAUACAUAUACAAGGUCUCAUUUAAUAACCAUAUAUACACUUCACAAAACACAUAUAUAUAUAUACAUAUAUAAAUUUAAAUAUAUUUACAUACAUAUAUACAUAUGUCCUCAUUGCAUUUUUUGAAUUUGUUAAAUAAGUCGAUGCUUUCCUUGUUUAAAAUUUGAUGUCGGCUUAACUUUUCGUGACAAGAAUUUAUA